Molecule: messenger RNA, 1500 nt
Organism: Clupea harengus (Atlantic herring)
Lineage: Eukaryota; Metazoa; Chordata; Actinopteri; Clupeiformes; Clupeidae
Gene: bag6l
Product: large proline-rich protein BAG6-like
Exons: 4
Coding region: 9-560 (183 amino acids)
Biological process (GO): ERAD pathway
Cellular component (GO): BAT3 complex
Molecular function (GO): misfolded protein binding; polyubiquitin modification-dependent protein binding
Source: RefSeq, a predicted model, not a curated record
UUCUGCAGAUGGAGGAGACCAUGUCCCCAGCUCCUGCCACCACUGCAGAGGAGGCCAUGUUGACCUCUGCAGACGCAGCUGAGGGCACGGGGUCACGCCGGGCAUCGUCAGGGGAGACCAGGGAGACCAGAGGAUCCAUUCCCAUGGCAGCAGCCGGGAGAGAGGAGACGGGGGCAGAGGUCGAACCCUGGGUUGCAUCUGUCCCACCGGAAUGGGUGCCCAUCAUCAGGCAUGACCUUCUGUCCCAGAGGAAGAUGAAGGCGCAGCCUCCUUUGUCCGAUGCCUACCUUCAUGGCAUGCCAGCCAAGAGAAGGAAGACGGCCCAGGGUGAUGGCCCCCACCUCUCCCUGUCUGAUGCGGUGAGCCGCGCCGCCCGGGCUGCAGGUGUGAGGCCCGUCACCACUCCAGAGAGCCUGCAGGGGGAGCUAGAGGCUCCAGAGUUGCAGCAAGCCUACAGUGAACAGGUAAAGGGUGAUGUCAAGAAGCGCCUGAGUGAUGAUCCAGAAUACAGCACCCAGCGCUUCCCCAACACGCACCGGGCUUUCUCCGAGGACUCCUAAUCCCACUGGCCGCUUUACCUGUCAGUCUCAUCUUUCCAUCCAGACAUCUAUAAACUUCCGAGCAGGUAGACGUCCAGGAGAUGGUGGAAGAGGAAACUUCUGCUUGGACAGUGAAGGCUUCAUCUUCCAAAGCCCCAUGCUUCAGCACCCUUCAGAUGUGCUGAAUGUGUUUUCACUGGUCAUGGCUUGAAAAUCUGUUCUCCUCCAUACACUUACUGCUGUCAGUCAGGUCCAUCAACCACACAUAGUCACACAUCAGUUACAAUAGUAAUGCUUUCACCUGUGGACUACAUAUCACUACUAGCUAAAGUCUUCUGUGGACAACAUCUUGCUUAGCGACACACGCUCUCAGCUGUGGACGAGACCUGACCUAGCACAACCGGCGCAGUCCUCCCCUUUAGACAGCGCUCGGCUCACCCUGAGGCUUGCUUGUUAAUUUCCUAAGUUGUAAUGUUAAGUUGUACAUUGUUGUAAUAAGUUAUUGAGGUGUUGAUGAUAAAUUAACGGGAAUAAUGAGGUAGGGGUCGCUAAGACGUUAAUGAGGUUAAUUAAUGACAUGAUGCCACGUAAAUGACCUUGUUUAGUCAUUUUGAGGCUGAAACCUAUUUCUGAUUCAUCCAUUUUAGUCCAAUUUGGUCCUAUGGGUAAGACCUCCCUGUUGCUGUACAGCAGUUUCAUGAGGUGGGCCUGUGACUUUUAAGAGUAACAAUUUAGCUGUUCGUGUGAAGUACAAUUACUGUCUUCCUGCUGGUUGUUAUAGGGUGAAUUCAAAACAACCUUCUGAAGAUGUUUUAGCUGUUAAAGAAUAAAAUUACCCACCUUGAUUAGUUUGGACGGAUCCUCUGCUUUUCUCUAUUCUUGUCUGAAUGCUAUAGUCACACCCGCCACGCUCUUUACAAAGCUGUGUUUUGAAUAUCUGCAAUAAAGAAAUGUAAGUCUU